GUAAAGCACUUCCUCCAAAGUCACCGUAGCCUGGAUGCCAGCCUUGUUAGAUUUACUCCCAAUACAUCUUACCUUGUCAGCGCAGACGAUAUCUAACAAGGUUGACAUCCAAACUAAACGUACCUACCAUGACAUCAUGAUGUCUCGUUUCAUAACCCGGAUACAUUCGUACCUGUGCUGGGCUUAUACGAAGGUUACCAGGCUGUCCAGGCCCGCAUUUUAUGGUCUUUUAUUACCAUCAACGUCCCAUGCGACGCAUGACGCCGGCGAAUAUAUAAAGGCCUUUGAAAAAUUACUCAGGCCGCAGCAAGUAAAUUUUAUGGAUGACAUCCUAUACUGAGUGCAAAAAUAAUGGGAUAGGGCGAAAAAAACAAGAUGGGUAAAAAAAAGAUGGCUAAAUUCUCAAAAUAGACACCAUAAACAUCGUAACAAGAUUUGAAGUGACAAAACGUGGCAUCAAUGCAUUCAUUCCUAUAUCAAAGAAGUGAACGUCUGGUGUAGUAAAAGUGAUACUAGUGUGGUACACUGGUAUCACUUGCCAAGCUGGCGACUACAUUCAUGGCUUCCAUAUUGGUGGCACUUUUACAACUAUCCGACAAGUUUCACUUCUGCAACUAUAGUCAUGGCUACCUCCCUAGUGUCACUUCUACAAGUAUGAUUAUUAGGCUGUAAUACAACAUGUUUGCUCAUUUUGGUCUAUUUGACCAUCCCCGAGGAGGAAGAAAAUUCUUGUUGUUUUUUUUCUGAAAUCAGGCGAAAACUAAUGAGCCUGCUGACGUCAUCCAUAAAAUUUACUUGCUGUGGCCUAAGACUUAAAAAAAAGCUUUUGAAAAUUGCGCGCGCGAAAUCUAGCCAAUGGCAAAACCGCAUGACAACGCAGGGGCCUCCGGUGGUGUGUAAACGUCUAGACAGAUUUGGUGGAUGCAAUGAACCUUGAAAACAUAACGAGAACAGCGAUCUGUUGCAAAUGUCUGUUGCAAAGUUCAGGGGGCGUUACCAGAAUUGCUACUUACACUUACCAAGGAUAUAACCUCCUUGCACUUACCUUAAAGGGUCUUGAACACACCGUUUUUGUUUGUUUUCUGUGUCAUACUAGACCGACAAGCGUAUACAAGAACUGAAAAUAAUGUAUACCAUUGUAUUGAUCAAAAUUCGAGAAUGAAAAUAAACAGAUCAUUGCCUUUGUUUGAAUUCAGCCUACAGCAGUCAAGCCAACUAUUUCAGUCAUGGUCAGCACAUUGGGAGCAAAACCUCAGGAGCGCUUUGAGAAGAAACGUUUCAAUUAAUUUUUUAGAAUACUAGAGGGAGAACAAUUCCAAGGGUGUGCACAUGGUAGUUGUCCCCAGAGUGCCUGAUGCCGUGAACUUUAUGGUGACAUUUCACAUCUAACCUUACAAUGGGACUCAAGUCUUUUGUUGGGUGACAUAAUUGGAGGUGGGUUUUACACCCGGGCGGCAUCAUCAACCUUUUCUUUGAUAUGAAAUGUGACACAAGCUGUUUGGUAAGUUUUUUGGGGGGCGUAUCCUUCUACUAUUCUUCGCCCAGCUACACCGUGAGCUUGUCCUGUCUCCAUUUCAUACAAGAAAAUGUCUGAAGACGCGAAGAAUAAAAUGGACGUAACGGUCAGAACCAAGACGGGGAGCCACUUUGGUUCGGGGACGAAUGGAAAUAUAUUUGUCCAGAUCCAAAGCAGCAAGCAGCACUCGUCUGGCGAACUUCAACUGGACGUGUGCUGGAAAAACGACUUCGAGAAAGGAGAAGAGGGCGAGUACAAGCUGAAGGAUGUUGAGGUAUGCUCUCCCGUCCGUGAGCUGAUGGUAAGGCGGGACGAGACCUGCCCAAAUGAUGACUGGUACUGCGAGUCUAUCUCCGUCGAGCUUCAGCCGAACUCCAACGGCCCAACCUUCUACUUCCCCGUGGACCGUUGGCUGAAUGCAGGUCAAUCCUUAUGGCUGGCACCUGGAGGAGUUGCGCUUCCUCAAAAGGACCGCCACAGAGAUCAAAGGGAGAAGGAGCUCAAUGACAUGAGAGAGCGCUACGCAUCUUUCUACCCCGUGGAAGGUCUUCUGCCCGUGCUUAGGAAACUGCCUCCAGAAGAGCGUUUUUUGAAAGAGCAACGGAGGAACAUGCUUUCGACUGGAAUGGUGCUUCUUAUGAAAGACAUUCCUAUAAUGAUCGAAGACGGGCGAUGGGAAUCAUAUGACAGCAUAAACGAAGCCUUUCCGCCUAAACGUGUGCCGAAGGGCAAAACUAACUGGAAGACCGACGAGAACUUCGGUUCGCAGCGUCUGACAGGAGUCAACCCGACAUCCAUCCAUUUGUGCACGGACUCGAAGGAUGAUGAUGCUCCUGGCAAAAAAAUUCCGAAGGGGUUCGGUGUGACGGCUGAUCUGAUUGAGCCUUUUCUGGAGGGGCUGAAGCUGAAGGACGCCAUCAAGAAGAAGCGCCUGUACAUCGUAGAUCACUCCAUCAUGAAGAUCACCUCGUUUGGCAACAAAACAGCCCCAAGGCCCAUGUGCGCACCAUAUGCCAUGUUCUUCGUCAACAGCCAGAAGAACCUCGUACCUGUGGCCAUUCAGCUGUACCCUAAUGAUGAUAAAGAGGGACAUCCGGUGUUCGUGCCGAGUGAUCCGCCCAACACGUGGCUCAUGGCGAAGAUGUGGUUCAACUGCGCAGAUGCAAGCUAUCAUGAGGCAGUGCCUCACUUGGGGUUUACCCAUCUCCUUAUUGAGGCCUGCGCCCUCGCGGCAAGGCAAAACCUGGCCCCAUCUCAUCCGAUUCUUCGACUCCUGGAACCGCAUUUCAUCUACAUGAUGGCCAUCAACGAUUUGGCCCUAAAAACGUUGAUCAACCCUGGCGGUGGUUUGGACAAAGCCACACAGAUUGGAGUUGACGGAAGCUACAGCAUCAUCAGGGAAAGGCUGGAGACUUGGCGACUUGAUGUGGAUGGUACGUUGCCAGAGGACCUGAAAAACCGUGGCGUUGACAACGAGGAAGACCUUCCAAAGUACUACUACCGCGACGAUGCUCUGCCUACCUAUCAUGCCAUCCGCAACUAUGUCACCGCUGUUGUGAAGUUCUUUUACAUAGAUGAUAACUCCACGAACCUGAAAGAGGAUUCCGAAGUUCAGGCAUGGGCGAAGGCUCUUGUUGACAGUGGCAUCAAGGGAGUUCCAGGGGAUGGACAAUUCUCUACUGUUGAUCAGCUGAUCCAGACGGUCACCUCCAUCAUCUUCACCGCAAGCGUGCAGCACGCAGCCGUCAACUUCAUGCAGUGGGACCAGUACGGCUUCGUGCCCAACAUGCCGCUCGUACUGGAAGGAAAUCCUCCCAAAACCAAGGCGGCUCUGACGGAACAGGAUGUUCUGGACGCCCUCCCCGGGAAGACUCAGACUGUUAACAUCAACCUGCUGACCGACGUGCUCAGCGAGCGCGCCACGCAGCCUCUUGGGCACUUCGAGGUCAAGUACCUUCAAGGUGACAAGGCGGAAAGAGUCGUCAAUAAAUUCCAGCAAGCCUUGGCAAACAUCGCAAGUGACAUCGAGUAUGAAAACUCUGCAUAUCGCUACCGGCCGUAUGACUACUUGGAUCCCCGUAGGAUCCCAAACGCCAUCAGCAUCUAGCUGCUCAGUUUCCAACAACAGUUUGAAACAUGGCGUAAAAGGCUAAAAAAUCUACAUGCAUGUAGGUGUUGUAAGCAAGCCAAAGGGCGCCAAAUAUAUAAUCCUAGCAAAACCAAUCUACUUAAGAGCAAGGGUGAUAAACGUAGUGUACCAUCAACCUAACAUUGUGUCAUUUCACUGGACGACAAUGUUUAAUAUGUCCAUUAGACACCCAUGGAAUAACACUGCAGUUUGGUAACUAUAUCAUUUACGACAAUCUUUUACUUACAGUGAGGCUGCGUAGUUUGCAAUAAAGGGUGUUUUAUAAUUGGUAAUAUUUUGCAUACGAACUGGUGGAUAUUAUCUUUCAAAUAGUUGAAAUUGGGAUGUUCAUGAUAUUGAAUAGAGAGUAGGUGUAUUUGUAACCAUAGCAAAUGAUGAUACUAUUGUCACGAACAACUACCAUCUUUUGAGAGUGCAAUUUGCAACAUUAAAAGAGUAAUUUGAAUCUGCAUUAAGGGUGUACUUGUGGGUAACAUUAGCACAAUGGCAUAAGCUAUUAGGCUGUGGAGUAUCAUGAUAACUACCCAAGGCAGAUAUAAAGAACUGUCAUAUUUCAAUAAUUAGUUGGGCUCUAAGACAUAAGGGCAGGUAGAUUAUGUGGGAGCACCAGUGCAUGUAGUUGAUGAAUCUAUUCAAUUGUUGUUUUCGUGUUAUUUAGGGAAAAACAAUAUUUACACCACAGUUACACGUCUACCAUGUCAACAAUGCGAUAUCAAUAUUCAUUUAUGUAUACCGGCUUGCAGGUGGCAAAUAAACGUGUGUGCGGUAUCAUA
This is a messenger RNA of Branchiostoma floridae (Florida lancelet), 4438 nucleotides long. Its product is annotated as polyunsaturated fatty acid lipoxygenase ALOX15B-like. Lineage: Eukaryota; Metazoa; Chordata; Leptocardii; Amphioxiformes; Branchiostomatidae. Gene Ontology annotation, biological process: lipid oxidation; hepoxilin biosynthetic process; lipoxygenase pathway. Bases 1587 to 3623 code for a protein of 678 amino acids. The transcript has 18 exons. The record is from RefSeq and is a predicted model, not a curated record. Gene Ontology annotation, molecular function: protein binding; oxidoreductase activity, acting on single donors with incorporation of molecular oxygen, incorporation of two atoms of oxygen; metal ion binding.